GCGAGACACCAUUCAUCGCCGGAGCGCCCAAGGGAGGACUGCAGCAACAUGGGGAUCUUGGAUAAGAUCAAGGAAAUUGAGGAUGAGAUGAAGCGGACCCAGAAGAACAAGGCCACAGAAGGGCACUUGGGGCACCUGAAAGCAAAGUUGGCCAAGUUGCGCACUGAGUUGCUUGACGGCGAAAAGUCCAGCGGCGGUGGUGGCGAAGGCUUUGACGUGGCGCGCAGUGGGGAUGGUCGGGUGGCUCUCAUUGGGUUCCCGUCCGUGGGCAAGUCGACGUUGCUCAGUCAAUUGACGGACACCGAGUCUGAAACAAAUUCGGUGGAGUUUACCACGCUGACGUGUAUUCCUGGCAACCUCAUGUACAACGACGUUCGAAUCCAGCUGCUGGAUUUGCCGGGUAUCAUUGAAGGAGCUUCUCACGGGAAAGGUCGUGGUCGCGAAGUCAUCGCCGUGUCCAAAUCGGCCGACAUGAUCCUCAUGGUGUUGGACGCGGGGCGGGAAGAAGGCAAUCGCCACCGCACGAUCCUUGAGAACGAGCUGGAAACCGUCGGCCUUCGUUUGAACCGCAACCCGCCAGACAUUUACUUUCGAAAGAAGGCGGGUGGUGGCGUCCAGUUCAACGCGACAGUGCGCCUGACCAAGCUUGGCGAUGAUCCGGCCAAAACAGUGCACAAGAUCCUGCAUGAGUACCGCAUCCACAACUGCGAGCUCCUCUUUCGGGAGGAUUGCACAGUCGACGACCUCAUCGACGUCCUCGAAGGCAACCGCAAGUACAUCAAGUGCCUCUACGUGUACAACAAGAUCGACGUUGUCUCGAUCGAGGAUGUGGACCGCCUGGCGAGAUUGCCGCAUUCAGUCGUGAUUGCGUGCGAGCACAACGGGCGGCCAGCGCUUAACUUUGACCAUCUACUGGCAACGAUGUGGAAGUAUAUGGGGCUCACGCGGGUGUACACGAAGCGGCGAGGCGAGGUACGAGCUCCAUUGCUGCGUGUUGAGGAACGUGCGGGUGUGCUGUAGCAACCCGAGCUGCUGGAGCCCGUGGUGCUGUCGUCCGAGCGCAAAGGAACGACCGUCAACUCGGCGUGUAUGUCGAUUUCCAAAGAUAUGCUGGACAACUUUAACUUUGCGCUGGUGUGGGGCACAAGCACCAAGUACAAUCCCCAGCGCGUCGGGAAGGACCAUGUCCUCCAGGACGAAGACGUGCUGCAGGUCGUGACGUUGACGGUGACGCAGCAAAAGCACGCCAAGAACUACAAUCAAAAGGUGCAGGCGCACUGGGACAAGUAUAAGGCCAAGAAGAAGGCGCUCAAGACGUAAUCCAGCCUGCCUCGGUGGGUGUGCGACGUAGAACCUGGCCCCCAUGCCAAUGUGGAGGCUCAAUAUACCUACCUCCGUGGCCGACCACUGUGCGCUCACCCGUUUGUGUUGGGGUUGGUCGCUUCGUGGCAUGAUUCUGCGCAUGCGGUCAUGGCUGAUUUUACAAGGACGAUGUUGCUCGUUGGAGCUGUAGACUUGCAUCCUUUCAUCAACUUGACGAGCUCAAG
Molecule: messenger RNA, 1547 nt
Organism: Aphanomyces invadans
Lineage: Eukaryota; Oomycota; Saprolegniomycetes; Saprolegniales; Verrucalvaceae
Exons: 8
Coding region: 49-1020 (323 amino acids)
Biological process (GO): cytoplasmic translation
Cellular component (GO): cytoplasm
Molecular function (GO): GTPase activity; GTP binding
Source: RefSeq, a predicted model, not a curated record